Molecule: messenger RNA, 4164 nt
Organism: Morone saxatilis (striped sea-bass)
Lineage: Eukaryota; Metazoa; Chordata; Actinopteri; Moronidae
Gene: ubap2l
Product: ubiquitin associated protein 2-like
Cellular component (GO): nucleus; cytoplasm
Molecular function (GO): protein binding
Source: RefSeq, a predicted model, not a curated record
UCAGUCUCUCGCUUAUUGUGUGAGCGAGUCGGUUCGUUAUAUUUCCCCCAAUUUAGUAGAAUCAACUCAGGGUUCAGGGAUUAUUUCCUGUCCUAGAUCCGACUCGAAGGUCGACAACGAGACCACUUGUCGGCCGGUUGUGUAGCAGUGUCAAAUAUUGAGCCGGGUUUCUGGCUACCGCAGAGCAGAUCCGACUCGCGCAGAUGAUUUCAGACCACAAUGAUGCAGACUUUGAAGAGAAGGUCAAACAGCUGAUUGACAUCACAGGCAAGGACCAGGAUGAGUCUAUGAUCGCACUGCACGAUUGCAACGGGGAUGUCAACAGAGCCAUUAACGUGUUGCUGGAGGGUAGCCCAGACACUGACUCUUGGGAAAUGGUGGGGAAGAAGAAAGGAGUGUCAGGCCAGAAGGAGACUAGCCAGGCAGAGACUGGAGAGGAAGGAAAAGAAAACAGGGAGAAAGGAGGAGAGAAAGAUGUAGCACGUCGCCGAGGUGGAGCUCCACGCAAGGGCCGCGGAGCCAGCAGGGGACGAGAGUUCCGUGGUCAGGAGAAUGGCUUGGAUGGAAGCAAGGCUGGAAUAGCUGGAAGAGGUGCAGAGCGAGGCCGAAGGGGAAGAGGCCGAGGAAGAGGGUCUGUCGGAGUAUCUGGACGGCGAGGAGGCAGAUUUUCGGCGCAGGGCAUGGGCCAGAUUGAUAAGGGGCCCAGAUAUGAUAUUGCAGGAGGUGAGAGAACAUUCAACCCUGCCGAUUAUGCGGAGCCAGCCCAGACAGAAGAAAACUAUGGGGGGGGCAGCACCUGGAACAACACAGGAAGCGUGGAGUUGGAGGAGGGAGCUAGGUUGGAAUACUCUGCAGGAGAGGGAACAAAUUACCCACCGAAGUUUGACUCUGCUCCUGGUGCCUGGAGGAGUGCCACAGAGGAAUGGGGCACUGAGGACUGGAAUGAGGAUCUUUCAGAGACCAAGAUAUUUACAGCUUCCAGUGUGGCGUCCAUGCCUCUUCCUCAAGAGAAUGUUACCAUCACCAAAGGACAGAGGAUUGACCUUGCGGUGCUCCUGGGGAAGACUCCCCCAUCCUCCUCCUCAGAGACAGAAAACGCCCCCAUGGAGGCCACCCAGCCUCCCUCCUUGUCCCAGUCACUGGUUUUCAGCAACUCCAAGCAAGGGGUGCCACUCUCCCAAACAUCCUCCAGCACCCCUUACACCCAGCACAGCAUGGUCAGCAUGCUGAGCAAGGGUUUCGGGGAUGUGGGCGACCCUAAAGGAGGUAGCACAGGGACCACUGGCUCUCAGUUCCUGGAGCAGUAUAAAACAGCCCAGGCACUGGCCCAGCUGGCAGCCCAGCACUCCCAGACUGGACCUCCCAACACAACCCCUUCAUCCUGGGACACCAGUGCCACUUCACUGGGGCAAUACGAUAUGAAGACUCAGCCAGAGUCCGCGGUCCAUACGCCCUUUACAAAGCGGCAGCCAUACCAGGCCGCCACCUCAACCUCGUCCAUGUUGGAUGUUUUCCUGCAGGACAAAGGCCUGCCUCCUUCCUCCUCUGUCUCCUCAUCUUCUUCCUUACCCCAACAAACAACAUCCUCACCCCAUGUGGUGCCUCCGCCUGCUUCCUCCCUUCCCAAAAUGGCAGCAGUUCCUUCUCUAGGUCCGCAAGUUUCCCCAAGUUCCUCAGAUGCCCAGAGUCCACUGCCUUUGCAGCAGCACAAACUCAAACAGCAGAAGAAGAGGACCUCCAUUACAACAAAGAUUCCUGCGAUGGCGGUAGAGAUGCCUGGCUCAGCAGACAUCUCAGGCCUCAAUCUUCAGUUUGGAGCGCUGCAGUUUGGGUCAGAACCAGUUCUACCAGAGUAUGAGUCCGCCCCAACCACUGCAACACCAGCCAACCAAGUUCAGAACAGCCUCUACACUAGCGCUAGCAGUGAGUCAACUCCAGCUCUCUCCAACUCCAGCCAGAUGGACCUUUACGAUCAGAGAGCAUCUCAGACACGACGCUACCCUCCCUCAGUCUCCUCCUCCCCUCAGAAGGAUAUGCAGCCCAAGAAUGGCUUCAGUUCGAUACAAGCAACACAGUCUGUGGAAGCUGCAGCAGGCUCUGCAGUAUCAGUCAAGCCGGCCUCUGAUUCAGUCACACAGGCAUCUGUCUCUAGCAUGGGCACUUUGACCGACAGCCCUGCUUCCUUGUUGACUGCAUCCAAUCAGACAUCCCUUAGCGCUCUGGGGCACAGCGAAGACCUGCCUCCAAGCACCAUUCCCCCUCCCCAGCACAACAACUCACACCCAUCACAACAGAACAGCCUUGCUUCAUCUUCAGUCCGGGCAUCCAACUCAAGCUUACUGCAUCCCAACGUAGACGGUGACUCAAGCCUGCACUCCUCCUCCUUCCCUUCCUCCGUCUCAGCCGUGCCGUCAUCAGUCCCCUCCUCCUCUGUGGCUGCUGCGCAGGUGUCACUAGGGGCCCCUCAGGCCUCCACAGUGGGCUCUGCCACAGUGUCAGCCCCCUCUGGCCUUGGCCCCGUCAGCAGUCUGGCCAUGGGCCUUAAUACUGCCUCCAUGGGUGCCCCAGCUGUAGCAGCCGCCACUAUUUCAGUCUCUACGACAGGCUCAGUGAUUCCUUCUUCAGCUACUUCCUCAUCUUCACGUGGCUCGGCAGCAUCCUCAGGGAAAGCACCUCCAAACCUGCCACCCGGAGUGCCCCCUCUACUGCCCAACCCAUACAUCAUGGCUCCUGGACUACUGCACGCCUACCCUCCUCAGGUGUACGGCUAUGAUGACCUACAGAUGCUGCAGACAAGAAUACCGCUGGAUUAUUACAGCAUCCCUUUUGCAACUCCCACAACAGCACUGACUGGCAGAGAGGGAAGCCUAACAAGCAACCCUUACUCUGCAGGCGACUUAUCAAAGUUUGGUCGAGGUGAUGCAUCAUCCCCAGCUCCAGCCACCACAUUAGCUCAGACACAACAGAACCAGACCCAGACACAUCACACCACACAGCAGCCCUUCCUCAACCCCGCGCUGCCGCCUGGCUACAGCUACACGAGCCUCCCAUACUACACUGGCAUGCCAGGCCUGCCCAAUACGUUCCAGUACGGACCUGCUGUGUUUCCGGUGGCUCCUACCUCGUCAAAGCAGCACGGUGUGAAUGUCGGCGUCAAUGCAUCAGCCACACCCUUCCAGCAGGCUAGUGGCUAUGGUUCCCAUGGAUACAGCACUGGCUAUGAGGAUGUGGGCCAGGCUUCAGGGAGUGGGGAUUUCUGUAAGGGCGGAUACGGCACUGCCGUGGCCGCUGCCGCUUCUGCACAAAACAAGCCAGCCAGCUCUGUCACCGGGCCUGGAGUCGGAGUCUCUGUGACAUCAAGCAACACGGGCGUACCAGAUAUUUCAGGGUCUGUUUACACAAAGACGCAGUCGUUUGAGAAGCAGGGUUUCCAUGCUGGCACGCCAGCAGCUUCGUUCAGCCUGCCCUCAGCUCUGGGGAGCGGGGGACCCAUCAACCCCACAGCUGCUGCUGGCUAUGCCCCGGCCCCCUUCAUGCACAUCCUGGCACCGCACCAACAACCCCACUCUCAGAUUCUGCACCACCACCUGCAGCAGGACGGACAGAGCGGCACUGGACAGCGCAGCCAGAACGCCUCCAUUCAGCAGAAGUCUCAGAUCAACAAGUCGGCAUACAACAGCUACAACUGGGGCGCAAACUAACAUCCACCGUCGAGCCCCCCCCAACCCCCACACUGUUGACAGAAGCUAGAAGGGGGCUCGUCACUCCUUCCGCAAACGGUCUCCACAUAUAAACUCCCUCUUCCUCCUGCAGAGAUUCCCUCCCCAGUCUCUUGGCCCAGCACUCCCGCAGCCCUGACUGCGGUCAGAGGAGGUGCUGUGCCGAGAGAACGAGCACUGUAAUGAUGCAUGGAUGGGUGGGAGGGACAGGAGGGGCUUAGAAAGAGAGGGGAGAUCGGAGCUUAAUGGUUAUAGAAAUACACCGUCAAGAGGUGAAAUAUUGAGUGUUGGGAAUUUGUAUCGUGUUAACACCCCCUCCCCCACCCCGCCCCACCUCCUUUUUUUCUUUCACUUGUAAGUAAUAUAGAACUGUUUUCUAAAAGAAUGAACGUUUCCUGUAUGGUCUUUUUUUUUUUUUUGGUCUUUUUUUUCCCCCCGGUUUUUU